This is a messenger RNA of Hyalella azteca, 5392 nucleotides long. RefSeq lists its product as uncharacterized. The record is from RefSeq and is a predicted model, not a curated record. The transcript is spliced from 2 exons. Lineage: Eukaryota; Metazoa; Arthropoda; Malacostraca; Amphipoda; Hyalellidae. Bases 1025 to 2593 code for a protein of 522 amino acids.
AUAUAGGUAUAUGCUACCAGUAUAUCAAUACAAUUUCCUGCUCUGGCUUUGGGCAGUUUUUGUAUUCAAGUUAUUACUUAUUAAUUGUUAAAUUAGGGAUAAUGGACUAACUUUAUGCCCUGCUAACUGUCAUGGUUUUCAACUUUAUAGAAAUCUAUGUGCUACAUUUCACUAAGUAUACCUAGCUAUUGUACAAAAUUGUGAUCAAAUUUCAUCCUAAAAUUUUCACAAAUGAUUUCAUUGAGUACUAAAUUGAUUAACUUGUAAAGUAUUCAGAAAAUAAGGUACUGCUGUGCAUAAAAGAUACUAUAGCUUGGUUUAAUUAAUAACAUUUAUGUAAAAAAAUAAUAUUUUCUCAUGUUAGCUCAUAUGUGAAUAACCUUGUUUGAAACAUACAAGCUAUUGAACUUCAAAAUGCCAAUAAGAUUGACAUACACUUGAUUUAAUUUACAGAAUAGAUGUUGGUUAGGCAUUCAUACAAGAUAACCACCAUCAAUGCUGAUAACCUUGCCAGCAGCACCAAAGUCACUGGCCUUCAUUAGAAAUGAUCUAUUUUAUAAACAAAGCUGAACAUUUCUUUCUAGUAAAAUGCAAAGUUUUUAGUUAUUAUUUGGCACUCUAACCUUGCAAAUCGAAGUUCUAACCUGUAUUACAGUACUUGUUUUUUUUCAUGACAAGUGGCAAGUCAACUGCAGAUUUUGCUAUGUGGUGACUUAUGAAGCAUUGAUGGCAGGUGUUGUUUCAUCAAUUUGGUGAAAAUCUCAAUAAUAUGAGAAAAAUUGUUCUUUUAAAUCUCUGUGAACCUUCAUCAGCAUGGAUGGUUGACUGUGUUAUUCAGUGCUACUGUGAUAAUAAAUUAAAGAUGAAUUUUGCAGUCAUUUUGCACUUCAAAAAAUACAAAGCCCAAAAUCUUAUAUUUGCAAAGUUGCUCUGGAAUUUAAUAUCAUCAGAAUCUUUUAUGAAAUCUUGAUGCUUGCCCUACAGUAGCAAGGACUACAAAGAUAAGAAUGGAAAGGAGGGACUGAUGGAGAAGACUGGAAAUUCUUUAAAGCUUUUGAAAGCAUCACUAAUGAGUUCUGACCCAUGUUAUGAAUCCAUCUCCUGUGAACAAGAAAAUUUACAAAGCAAUGAAAUGCAAGCAAAUGAUUUAUCAAAUUUUUCAUAUUCGCUUAAAUUGAUUAAAGCUUGUGAGCAUGCAGUAACAAAUGGAAUUAAAAGAAAAAAAUAUUACCUUAAUGAUGAAGUGAUAAGUUGCAAACCAUUCUAUCCAAGUCCUUUAUCAUUGAAAAGAUUGGCCUACCCCUAUUCUUGUGAACUUUUGCACAUGACAAGAAUGGUGUUGGAGAAAGAACCAAACCUUGUAAAAGAAAAUAAGAAAAAAUUAAGAAAACAAGCUUCAAUUAAGGCUUUACUAAAAAGUCUAUCUGUUUCCCUGAAAUGUAGUACCAAUGAAGUAAUCUGCAACUCCAAUAUGAAUUCAUACCCUAUGAAAGAUAAGCUGCAGCAAUUGGUGGACAAUUUACCAACUAAUAAUGACUUUAAUAAAUCUUUUCCUGAUGAUGAGUGCAAGGGAUCCCUGCAUGAACUUCUAUCGACCUUGGGUGAAGAAGAUAUCCACAGUUGUGCAUUAGAAAAUUUUUUUUAUUCAUCCUUGUUAGUGAGAGCAAGUGAACUGCAUUGCUUACAAAGAAUGAAGCACUCAAUUUCUACAGGUCAAAAACAGAGACAUUCUUCUUCUCUCAAUUCUGAUAUUUUGCAAGUUAUUCCUGUAGAGUCAACUCAAAAAUCAGAUAGAAUUGAUGAAAGUUUCCUUCAAGAGUCAAAACCACAGAUUAUGCCACCUAAUUUAACUAUUAGAGCAUCAGGAGAUGUUGGCAAACUGAAUCACGUGUCAGAUUCUAGUGUUACAUUCUGGGAGCCAUUCACUGCUUCAUCGAAUGCAGAGCAGAGGAUAAAUGCAGAGUCAUCCGAGUCCAAAAACCUCAGAAAGUGUAAGAAAUUGAGAUCAAAAGCUCUAUGUAAACCAAGUUUAUGUGUCACUCAAAAAUUGCCCAAACCUGAUUAUCCCUCAAGUUUCCUUGAAACGAAGGAGCCCGCUACAAACUUCCAGAUGCUUGAAUCCCAUGAAUAUUCUGACAACAAGACGUACCAGCCUAGUGAUUGCACUACUCAUAACAAGUCUGUUCAUUAUACGGAAAGCCUUAGAGAAAAUCAUUCCAAGAGUGGCUAUUCUAAGUUCACCAGAAUACCAGAACUUAUACCUUUCAGCCAAGAAACACUCGGAGGUUUAGCUGCAAGAACUUCUAAAGUCAAAUCUUCACCUAUUGCUGGAGUAGCUGCAAGUGAAGAUACAUUAACAGAAGACUUGCCUGUGCCGCAUCUCUCCAUGGCAGGCUUGUGGUGCAGACUCAACAUCGGUCCACUACAUCAUGACGGAGGCCAACAACUUGAUUGUAAAAGUAGUUCAGCUUCGGUAGAUUCUCAGCUGCAAUGCUAUUUGUGUGACGUUCCUUUCAAUUCCUCAAGUGAUUUGCAACAUCAUAUUCUACUCUGCCACACUGCUUGUGGUCUUCAUGGCAGAGUCAGAGACUAACUAAUGUGAAAUAUAAACUGUAACAAAAGCUUUUUUAGUUAUUUCUAUCUAUUUAUUAUCACAUGUUUAGUACAAGUUCAAUUGUUGCACUGAAUUUUAUAUGUAUGUACACCAAGUUGGUUAAACAAAUUAGAACAAAUGGCAAACCAGCAAAUGGGGUAACAUUGUUUCAAAUUUAAUGUUUAGUUUUAUCAUCUCGAUAUCUCAUGAUAUUGAUUUAUAUCUCUAAACAUUUCUCAAUGUGCAAACAAUCAUUUAAUCAUCCAAUUAUAACUACUGUAUGCUGAGACCUCUCAAUGACUUUGCAAUAUUGUUAUGAUCAUUAAAUGGUAAACAAUGUAAACUAAUAAAAGAAACUUCAUUUUAGUUAAUUAUAAAUGGCAGCCCCUGCCAUUGAUUAUUCUGCCGUAGCAUUGUAUUGUAAUAUGUAUAAUAAUCAUUUUACAUGACAUAUAUUUGCCUAUUUUUUAAGGAUUCAUCAUCUGACAAAUUGUCUAGUUUAGUCAGGCAAUCUUGCUUCUCUGCGCGAAAACUCAAGUCUCUUCCAUGGAUUAAACUGAAAGUGUUUCAUCAGAUAAGCUGACAAUUUUGCCGGGGUAUUUCAGUCGAUUAUAUGCAACAAGCGCUAAGUUAUCCAGAGCAAAGUCUUCAGAUUUCAGACCAACUUGUGAUUCUGUAUUGUUAGGCCUGUGAACAGGUAUGCAUGAUUCUUCUUGUAUUUCUUCAGAAAAGGUUUUGCUUUACACUUCAGACUCUAGCAUCAUGUCAAAUCAUAAACGAAGAGUAACUCAUUUUUUUAUUUUCUUCUUUGAAACUUCGGUCUUAUUAUCAUGAUGUGUGUAAAUGUUUGUGCCAUGCAACUCCUGUUAUUCAUGCAAUCAGCUGAUCAGUAGCUCUAGCACCAGCUGAUGCAACCCUCAAGCUGGAGCUGGAAGUCUCAACGGUGUCCAGCAGGUAAUCUCAGCGAAAUUGGCACCCAAUUUGCAGAAUCAUUUGAUGCCGUUCCUCGCCCCCCAACCUAGUAUGUUAUUUCUUCAAUGUAUUGGAGGCAAUACUACAGCAGGAUUUUUAUGAUCUGAUGAGAGUUACUGACUGCAACGCAAAAAGUUGGGAGAAGUUUAUCCAAUCCUAUGAAUAUUUAUUUACCAAUUACGUGCAGACAAUGACUAAUGUAAUUUUAUAUGUAAUAGAAAAUACCUCCUUGAUAAUGCAGAUUUCAAUAUUGAUAUCUCGGUAACUAAGCUAUCCCUUGUAUGUUCAACAGUAGAAAUUUAUGUUUGUUAUUGUUUACUAUCUAUAGUGUAUAACUCGAAUUUUAUUAAAUUUCCAAUUUUCUUCCAUCAAUUUCAAUAUCCUGUCAGCAAAUGGUCAUUUCAAAGUCCGUUUUGAAGUAACGCAAGGCGGUACUCACAUUUGUUAACUAAGAGACUCGAGUUUUGUUUUACUAGUACCUACUACUCAUGGACUUGACUCUUGAGCGACCUACACAAAUGUCAGUUGCAUACGUACCCAACUAUUUUUCUGCCUUUGAACAAUUAAUCUAUUCAAGCUGUUAUUAAUUUUUAAAUUUGAAAUUGCGGACUAAUAUCAUGCCUUGCUUGCCUAAGCAAGUCAUGUCAUGUUCAACUUUGAACUACUCGUUGUUGAAAGUGGUUUCACAUCCCUUAAAUGACCAUCGUAACUGAUAUUUCAUUAAGAAAAGCGGAUCGUUCUUUGCAAAAAAAUAAUGCAUUUACUUAAACAGGAAAAACUUUAUUCUGUCAUGAAAAUAUUUUGCAUAUAAAAAAUAUUCUAUAGCUAUAAAAUACACAAUUGUUUAAAGUGAGUAAACUUUAGGAGCAGGCAGGAAAGACCUGGGCGUGGGGGCGCCCAUGAGGCUGAGCUUAGGCUUCCCUGCGGCGCUGAGAGUCGCGGCGCUCUUGCGACGCACGGCGGGCUGGCGGCCAGUCCGCACCUGGAGGAAUAUCAAGUAGUAGUAAUAGUAGUAGUAGUAGGGGGAGAGGUUUCUAACGCUUCAGAUCAGUUUCGGAAUCAGGAAUAUCAAUGACUUAUUUUGCUGUCUUAGCCUCAGUCUCAUUCUCUUCAUACCAGCGACCAUAUUGAACUGCCGCUUGUUGCUUAUAUCACAAUGCGAACAUAGAAUAGAGCAGAAUCGUUAAUUUCAUGCAGAUGUAUAGGAGAACAAAAUGAUAUCAAUACUAUAGUGCAGAUAUCAAAGUAGGACAUUCCCAUUGAGAAAAAUCGAUAGAAAAUAUUGAAAUCAAGCAAGUGGUAUAUUGAAGGUACAUUCAUGUUCUACAUCUACACGACAAAUUCGAGGCCCGUGUGCAAUGAAUUGGCAAUUAAUUACAUCGAGAAAAACUCCCACCUGAAAUUUUUGAACGCCUGCAACGAAAAACUCUCCUGAACUCCCGCUAGAAGGCGCGGCCGCAGUGCUCUUAGCCGAGGUGCGCCUCUUUUUUCCUCUAGCGAAUCUGCGCCCACCAAACCUGCAGUGACACUCCAAAUUAUUAUUGGCCAUGCAAAGAAGAUCUAAAUAUUUUCAUUAAAUAAAGAUAAGCCUAUAAAUGUAUAGGUUUACAGGGGCUGAAUGAGUCUCCAGCUGUCAAUUUGCAAUCCACCGGAUUUGUCAGGACGGUGAAGUUCUCGGAUUAAUUUCGAGUCUACAUUUCGCACCGUAUCUACGAUACAUUUUGCAUGUACUUAUGUCAUUUCCAAAUUUCUAGUUUUGUAAAGCUCUUCACCAACUGAGUAGUAUAAAUAUUGUUUAUUUGAAACGUCGUAUUCAAGUAAAAUGUC